This is a messenger RNA of Eleginops maclovinus (Patagonian blennie), 4534 nucleotides long. RefSeq names its product ubiquitin specific peptidase 28 (gene usp28). Gene Ontology annotation, molecular function: proteasome binding; cysteine-type deubiquitinase activity; protein binding. Lineage: Eukaryota; Metazoa; Chordata; Actinopteri; Perciformes; Eleginopidae. Gene Ontology annotation, biological process: regulation of proteasomal protein catabolic process; proteasome-mediated ubiquitin-dependent protein catabolic process; protein deubiquitination. The record is from RefSeq and is a predicted model, not a curated record. Bases 182 to 3718 code for a protein of 1178 amino acids. The transcript has 26 exons.
UGUCACGUCCAUCGCGACCGUUGUCGUGCACGCGCGUGCUUUGACAGGUGAGCGCGCGCAGCUGGCCCGUGGCUCUCGCUGACUGACAGAUGGAGUUGUUGCUGUGACUCGCGCUCGGACUCAAAGCAAAGCUAAAAUUGAUUGAAAAACAGGAGGAAAUUCACUUUAAAUUUAAUCUGCAAUGACAGGGGAACACACCGAGAAUGGAGAGAAGUCAACGAACUCGGAGAGUGAAAUCCUGAUCAAACAGCUGAGGGAGAUCACCGGCAUCGAGGAUCCUCAGGUCCUCUGCAGAGCCCUCAAUGCCAGUCAGGGGGACAUCGGCCAUGCUGUCGGGCUGUUGACGACCCUGUCUGCGGAGGUUCAGGAUCCUGAAGAACCUCCGGAGCCGGGGCUGUCUGCAGAGGACUGGGACAAACAGAAAGGACUUCCUAAAGAUGAGCUGCAGACGGCCAUAGAGCUCAGCCUGCAGGAGUCCCACAAUGCCCAGGAGGAGGAGAGAGAAUUCAACAGGGCUCUGGAGGCCAGCGCUGAGGAGAGCGCAGCGAGGAUGAAGAGGAAGAGGAGUGAAGCUCAGAGUGAAACGUGCAGUCCCGCAGAGUGGAUCCGGCAGGACGAGUGGCCCGUGGGCAUCAGAAACGUGGGAAACACCUGCUGGUUCAGCGCCGUCAUCCAGUCUCUGUUCCACCUGCCCAUCUUCAGGAGGCUGGUUCUCAACUACCAUCUGUCUGAGAGGAUCCUGGAGAAGUGUAAGAGCCAUUCUGACAAGAGGAACAUCGCCUUCAUGCAGGAGCUGCGCUGUCUCUUCGCCCUGAUGGUCGGAUCCUCUCGCAGGUUUGUGGAUCCGUCUGCUGCGGUGGAGCUGCUGAGAGACGCCUUCAGGACCAGCGAGGCCCAGCAGGACGUCAGUGAAUUUUCCCACAAACUGCUGGACUGGCUGGAAGAUGCUUUUCAGCUCGCUGCCAAUGAUAACGUCGAAGACAAACAGAAGAACCCAAUGGUCCAGCUUUUCUACGGUACCUUUGUGACAGAAAGAAGACACGAAGGGAAGACGUUGUGUAACAUCGAGCAGUUCGGACAGUACCCUCUGCAGGUGAACGGCUUCAACAACCUGGAUGAAUGUCUGGAAGGAGCGAUGGUGGAGCGAGAGAUCGAGUCUCUGCACUCAGAUCACAGCGUCACGCCUGGACGAGAGAGAUGGUUCAAAAAGUUACCCCCAGUCCUGACAUUCGAGCUGUCGAGAUUUGAGUUCAACACUCAGCUCGGUCGCCCCGAAAAGAUUCACAAGAAACUGGAGUUCCCUCAAAUCAUUUAUAUGGACAGAUAUCUUCACAAAAACAUAAACCAGACCCACGAGAGGAGAGGAGACGUGAGAAAACUGAAGGAGCAACUCGCAGCCCUGCAGCAGAAACUGGAGUGCUAUAAGAACUACGGCUCCGGACCCUCCAAGUAUCCUCUGGCCGACAUGCUGCAGUUUGUGCUGGAAUUCGCCACUACCAAACCCACCAGUGUUUCCCCCGCUGAAGACCUGAGAGCUGCUUCUCCUGCAAACCCCCUCCUCAAUGAACCCCUCCCGAAAGACAGCAGUGACCCUUCAGACGCUGAGUCAUCAGACGAUCCUGUUUCCGGGGUUUCCAGUUGCCAGAGGACCCCCAUCUACAAGCCCUUUACCCAGUGCAGACUGCCCAUAGACUGCCCACCCCACCCUGCCCCCCACAGCGUCUCUGAAGAGGAGCUGCACUUUGUGAAGACCUGCCUGCAGCGCUGGAGGACCGAAGUAGAGAAUGACAUAAACGAGCUAAAGGCCAGCAUUGAAAAGCUCACUCAGAUGCUUGAGGCCAUGUACACAGACAACAGCCUCUGCCAGGCGCCCUACAGACUUCAUGCAGUGCUCGUCCACGAAGGCCAGGCAUCAGCGGGACAUUACUGGGCGUACAUCUACGACCAUGCCAACAAGCGCUGGAUGAAGUACAACGACGUGAGCAUCACAGAGUCGUCGUGGGAGGAGCUGGAGAGAGACUCGUUUGGGGGGAUGACCAACGCCAGCGCCUACUGCCUGAUGUACAUCGAUGACAGGCUACCAAACCUCACCACAGAAGCCACAGACGACGAGACAGGCCAGGUUCUGCACGGCAUGGACUCCCUGCCGCCCGUCCUGCGGCGCUACGUCAACGAGGAUAACCGCUGGUUCCAGCAGGAGCUCAGCGAGUGGGAGGAGCAGUUCUGCCAGACGGCGGCUCCCCAGGGAGAGUCCACAGACCCCCGUCCAGAGGAUAAACAACAGACAGCGGUCGAGCCGGCACCGCAGUCAGGACCGUCCACAGAAGAGCUCGAAGAGGAGGAGACUUCCUCAGAACCACGACGGGAACCAGAAGCAGAAGAAGAUCCUGAUCCCAGAGAGCAGCCUGAAGAAGAAUCAGAGUUAACUCCUCCACUACAGAACGGCCUCCGUCCAGACGACAGCAGCAGUGCAGCCGUCACUGACACCCUGAGCCCCCCCUCAUCCGAGAAGGAGCUUCAGAGUCAGACGCAUGAAGCAGAGCCCAGUAAGGCUGACCUCCACGUGGAGAGGGAGGACUCGCAGACAGCAGCCCGGGACUCUCACACUGCAGGCGGGUCGGAAGCCUCCAGAGAAACCCCUGAAGAAGAGGAGCAGCAGGAGGACGAGGAGCAGCAGGAGGCCCCGGUCCGACAGCGGCAGACGGAGAACGAAGUCUCGGAGGUGGAGAUCCCAAACGUGGGCAGGAUCAUGGUGAGAGCCGACGCUGACGGAUACAACGAGGAGAUGAUGCUGACUCCGGCGAUGCAGGGCGUCAUAUUAGCGAUCGCCAAGGCCAGACAGAUCUUCGAUAAGGAAGGCCCUGAGGCCGGACUCAUUAAGGCCUUCCACGAGGAGUACUCCCGUCUGUUCGAGCUCUCUCAGGAGGAGACGACCCCCCCGGAGGACGUUCGCCUGCAGCACUCUCUGGUCUACUUCUUCCAGAACAAAGCGCCAAACCGCAUCAUCGAGAGGACGCUGCUGGAGCAGUUCACUGACCGCAACCUGAGCUUCGACGAGAGAGCCAUCAGCAUCAUGAGGGAAGCUCGAACCAAGCUGCGCCUCAUCAAGCCCGAGGACAUGGACAUGGAUGAGUACUUGCAGUGGCACGAUGACUACCGGCUCUUCAGGACGGUGUUCGUGUACCUGCUGACCGGACUGGAGCACUACCAACACGGGAAGAUGCGGGAGGCGCUGAUCUUCCUCGCUCACGCGUACGAGACCAACACGGCCCUGCUGAAGAACGGAGAGAAGCGAGGCCUGGAGAAAUCUCUCAUCGGCGUUUACAGGAGGAAAUGUCUCACUGCGUUGAACGACAGUGCGGCGCAGCUGUUCUGCAGCGGGGAGGAGGGCGGUGUGGAGGAGGGCGUCUCCAUCAUGGAGGAGGCGGUGAUCCCCUGCCUCCACCUGAUGAGCCGAGACCAGACUCUGACCCGGGAGGACCGGGACGCCAUGGAGAGCAUCCGCAGCCACUGGUGCUGCUGCCUGGGCCGAGACAUGGAGGACUCAUUGCAGGAGAAGCUGGGGGAGUUUCUGCCCCGGGUUCUGGACGGUUCUGCUGAGACUAUCAUUCUUAAAGACCCCCCAAAAGUUCACGUGACGGCGGCCCACGACCUGUGCAGCCGCCUGGCCGCGGUCAUGGAGUCCCUGCACAAAACCUCCAUCGUCAGCGUGAAGUAAAACCCGGGAUCCAUCCCAAAACACUCAUUUAAUCCAAGUCCAUUUUGAUGGAAAGUAACUUUAUCUGAGUAUUUUCUUUCUGUGCCACGUGCACUACACUGCAUCCCAGAAGGAAAUAUUGUACUUUUUAACCCACUUCAUUUAUUGAUCACCUUAAAUGACUUUUAGAUUUAAAUAUAUGUUUUCAUGUGGAUCAAACGAACCCAAAAAUACUAGUAUUAUACUUACGCCAUAAAACUUCUACUUAAGUAACAUUCUCAAUGUGGUACUUUUACUUGUAGUGGAGUAUUAGUUCUUUAGUCAGAAUACUUCUUCCAUCACUGGGAGGAUCUUUUUCUAGGGGUAAAAUGCAGCCCAGAGGCUGUUGAAAUAUACUAACAGAACGUAAAAAUGUCCCAGGUUUUGCAAAAGUGGCCCACUAUCGUGUUGCAGAACUGCUAGAAUAAUGUAUUUGACCAGAUAUGAGUUUAAAUACUGGCCAAAAUUGACUGAACUAAGCCGGAAGAGAUCGGACUGGUGGGAUUUUUUGUUGUGUUGCUAAGCAGAUUAAGGCCUUUAGACAGGGCUAAAACAACACUAGUUUAAUACUGCACGGUAACAAAUGCUUUUUUAAAUUAAAUAUAUGUUUUAUAUAACGUUACCAGGAACUUGUAGGUGAAACUAGAAAGAAACUUAUCCACAGAUCUAUUAUGGCAGUAUCUCCGUUAACCGUGUGAAGCCUUUGAGAGGAAACACACGGGACGAGAGAGGAGCUCCUUUUCGUCUGGUGUCACUUUACUCUGUGAUGAUACUCAAUAAAUGUUUUAAAUACUCUGA